AAACAGAGGGUUUGAAGUUCAAAAUUUUCGGUUUAGAAGUAGCUUCGGGCAUGAAAAGAAUGUGAACAUUAAACCAAGGAAGCCAACCAUUUCAACAACAACAACAGCAGCAAUAGAAGGCUUUAAAUAUUACCUGAAUCUAUCUUUUAUCGGUAUCCUAUAAUCGUUUUUAUGGUGCAUUGUUGUUGGUACUUAUUAUAAUCUACUGCCUUCAAUAAAGUUCAGAUGGAGCCAUCUUCUAAGGUUUCUGAAAAGAGGUUGGCGGGAAAAGUAGCAGUAAUAACCGGUGGUGCAAGAGGGAUUGGAGCAGCCACAGCCAAGGUGUUUGCUCAAAAUGGCGCACAUGUCAUCGUGGCUGACAUCCUCGACGACCUCGGCGCAGCUCUGGCUGACUCGAUAGGUGGGCGAUACAUACACUGCGAUGUUGCAAAAGAAGCCGACGUAGAAUCCGCCGUUGAACUGGCCAUCAAAUGGAAAGGCCAACUAGACAUCAUGUUCAACAACGCUGGAAUCUCUGGCCCCGCCGGAGGGAGCAUAACAAGUCUAGAUAUGGACAAAGUUCAGUGCCUUCUUUCAGUGAACGUUCUAGGCAUGUUACAUGGGACUAAGUACGCAGCCAGAGCCAUGAUCAAGGCUAAAAACAGGGGAAGCAUUAUAUGCACAUCGAGCUCUGCAGCCAUUAUGGGAGGUUUGGGAUCCCAUGGCUAUACACUAUCAAAGGAAGCCAUUAUUGGCUUCGUUAGAAGCUCAGCUUGUGAGCUUGGAAUCCAUGGGAUUCGAGUUAACUCCAUUUCUCCACAUGGGGUUCCCACAGAUAUGCUUGUUAGUGCUUAUAGAAAGUUUCUUGGGAAAGUUGAUAUGAAGGCUGAGGAUGUGAGGAAAAUCGUUGGUGAAAGGGGAACUUUGCUGAGAGGAAGAGGAGGAGCUGUUGAGGAUGUGGCUAUGGCUGCUCUGUUCUUGGCUAGUGAUGAAGCUGGCUUCAUUACAGCUCAUAAUCUUGUUGUUGAUGGAGGUUAUACUUCAGCCAAUAGUGCCUUGAGCUUUAUUUAUCAGUGAUUUACACGAGAGUGGAAUCUUUAUGUUUCUUUAAAGUAUUACUACUGUUCUGGAAUUCUCUUCUUUAAGACAUGGCUAAUCAUAAGCUAAUUUCAUAAGCUUAUAUUUUAUCUUAUAAAUAUUGUUCAAAUAAUAUACUAAGCAAACAUGUAUUGUACCUUAGAUGUAGACACAUAACUUAGAUGCACUCGAACUCAUUGCAUCAAAAUAUAAUGACAGUAAAAAUAGACCAUUUAAGAGAGAUAGAGAGAAAAGAGGGGUUGAAGUUGAGUACUUUUGUUGCUAUAUUUGAGGAAGAAAAAUGAGUUGACUGAAAA
Molecule: messenger RNA, 1373 nt
Organism: Cannabis sativa
Lineage: Eukaryota; Viridiplantae; Streptophyta; Magnoliopsida; Rosales; Cannabaceae
Product: short-chain dehydrogenase reductase ATA1
Exons: 2
Coding region: 226-1056 (276 amino acids)
Source: RefSeq, a predicted model, not a curated record